Messenger RNA from Solanum lycopersicum (tomato), 456 nucleotides. RefSeq lists its product as uncharacterized. The record is from RefSeq and is a predicted model, not a curated record. Lineage: Eukaryota; Viridiplantae; Streptophyta; Magnoliopsida; Solanales; Solanaceae.
AUGGAGAAUGUUAAACUCAUUAUACAGAGACUUAAUACAGCCCAAAGUCGUCUGAAAUAUUACGCAAGUGUAAGGAGAAGGGAACUAGAGGUCCGAGUUGAUCGUUGGGUUUUCCUAAAAGUGACACCUAUGAAAGGAGUGAUGAUAUUUGGAAAGAAAGGAAAACUCAUUCCUAUAUAUGUAGGACCUCACAAGAUCAUGAAAAGGAUUGGAAAGGUGGCAGAUGAGUUAGAGUUGCCAGCAGACUUAGCAGCAAUGCAUCCAAUAUUCUACAUCUCGCUCUUGAUGAAGUAUGUGGGUGAUCUAGCUUCUGUGGUGCCAUCAGAUAUUGUGGCAGUUAACCAUAGUCUUUCUUAUGAGAAUAUGCAAUUUGAGAUUCUUGAUCGUCAAGUUAGGUGGUUGACAACAAAGAAUUCGCUUCAGUCAAGAUUACUUGGGAAGCAGAAGCAGCCAUGA